GUCGCAGCGGCCCUGGCUGCCGCGGCGACUAUCUCCCAGCGGGCAGUGCGGCCCGGCUCUCCUGAGGCUGCGAGUGCCACGUCCCAAGUGCUACGCGGAGAAGCGGAGAGGGCGGUGCGCGGGGGGGGCGGGGAGCAGCGCGGAACUCGGCCUGGCCACACUGAUCGCCCGCCGCCAUGGGCUCCUCGCAGAGCGUCGAGAUCCCAGGCGGGGGCACGGAAGGCUACCACGUCCUGCGGGUACAAGAAAAUUCCCCAGGACAUAGAGCUGGACUGGAGCCAUUCUUUGACUUUAUUGUUUCUAUUAAUGGUUCGAGAUUAAAUAAAGACAAUGAUACUCUUAAGGAUCUACUGAAAGCAAAUGUUGAAAAGCCUGUAAAAAUGCUUAUCUACAGUAGUAAAACACUGGAGCUGCGAGAGACCUCAGUCACACCAAGUAACAUGUGGGGUGGCCAGGGCUUGUUGGGAGUGAGCAUUCGUUUCUGCAGCUUUGAUGGGGCAAAUGAAAACGUUUGGCAUGUGUUGGAAGUGGAAUCAAAUUCUCCUGCAGCACUGGCAGGUCUUAGACCUCACAGUGAUUAUAUCAUUGGAGCAGAUAUGGUCAUGAAUGAGUCUGAAGAUCUGUUCAGCCUUAUUGAAACACAUGAAGCAAAACCAUUGAAACUUUAUGUGUAUAAUACAGACACUGAUAACUGUCGAGAAGUGAUUAUUACACCAAAUUCUGCAUGGGGUGGAGAAGGCAGCCUAGGAUGUGGCAUUGGAUACGGUUAUUUGCAUCGAAUACCUACACGCCCAUUUGAAGAAGGAAAGAAAAUUUCUCUUCCAGGACAGAUGACUGGUACACCUAUUACUCCUCUUAAAGAUGGAUUUAUGGAGGUCCAGCUGUCCUCAGUUAAUCCCCCGUCUUUGUCAUCACCAGGAACUACAGAAAUUGAACAGAGUCUGUCUGGACUUUCUAUUAGCUCAACUCCACCAGCUGUCAGUAAUGUUCUCAGUACAGGUGUACCAACAGUACCAUUAUUGCCACCACAAGUAAACCAGUCCCUCACUUCUGUGCCGCCAAUGAACCCAGCUACUACAUUACCAGGUCUGAUGCCUUUACCAGCAGGACUGCCAAACCUCCCUGCCCUCCCCAAUCUCAACCUCCCUGCCCCGCACGUCGUGCCAGGUGUCAGCUUACCAGAGCUCAUGAACCCGGGAGUCACUGGAGGAUUUCCGUGCGGACAAGCUCAUCUGCAUUUGAGGAAGCCUGUCUAGCAGUGGAAGCUGGAGGGGCAGUCAGCCCUGAAAUGAGCGGAAAGGAGGGAGGAGCUUCAGAGCAGACGGAGGAGACUCGGGAGGCUGCUGUCACCUGAAGGCCACUUUGGUAGCUGAAUAGUCUGUGAGGAUAACUUUAUCUUUACACUUUGUGUUCCUGUUUUAUGCUUAGUCCCAUACUAAACACGCUUACCUUAGAACAGCUGGCUUUAGCUCUAUUACUGAAAAUUGAAGAAGAAAGUGAAUUGAAAAAGACUUUCCCCAUUUGUGAGGCAGCAACUAAUGUUCAAGAAUGGCUCGGCCGGGGCCUGUGGGUGACGGCCUCCCCUUUAAUUAUCUGACCACCGAGUAAGGGGGGUCAAAUUGGAACCACUUCUCUGAGAAUAUGGAUUCCUGGGUUCCUGAGUUCUGGAAAGCUUUUCAGGGAAUGAGAGACACUAAACCCAUAUGUCUCCUUCAUUAUACCUGCCCCUCCCCAGGUCCAGUUAGCAGAGGCCCUGCACCGCCUCCUGGGUGAUAAUUGAGACAGGCUGGUCUAUAACUUGAAGUAAUAAGGCAACAGAAAGUCCAUUGUCUACUGACACUUUCACCGCUUAGCAAAGUGCACACGUUAGAGAAGGGAUCCUUUUAUCAAUGAUACUGUUUGUAGUAGAUCUAGGAAGAACAGUUUCUGGUCUUGCUAACCAACGCGUUCCUUUGUCAGCUUCUUACACGUGAGCCAGUUUGAUUAACUACAAGAAUGGGGAAAUAACGCCAGAACCACAGGCCAGCGGAAGGGCAGGUGAAACCACUCCCAGGCUGGCAUCACUCUGGGAGCUGGAGAGGGACAGAGACAGAGAGAAUGCACUGUUCACAGGGAUGCGGCCAGUGGCAGAGGCACCCACAAGCUCCAGGACUGGGGACAGAGUUCGCUGUCUGUCAAAGAGCAGCUGAGGACUGACCAGUGCAGGAAAAGCAGCCUCUCCAGGGAGUUACACGAGCACCGUGCCCUCUGGUCACUCUUCGCCAGUUCAAACAAUGAGAAAGCACACUCCAUCUGCUGGUGGGCGUGGGCUCAGGGACUUUGUUAUUAGAGUUAAGGUUGCACCAUAUUUCCUGGCACUAGAUAGAAACAGGCCUCGGCUCGUGGGGUAAAUACUGAAGGGAGGAGCUGAGCCAGCCCUGUGCAAAGCCCUCUGUAGGACAGUCUACACAGUGAACAAGAGGUAGCUUCCUCCAGACUGGUUCCUUUGAGCCACACUGUAUAUUUUUAAAUGUGAAUUAAUUGCCAACAUUUCAAAAUCAGAAAAUUUCACAUAAAUCCAGAUUUCUGGUUUCUCUUACCCCACACCUGGCAACACUAGUUCCUCAGUCCCACAAGGAAACAAACGCCCCCUUGAGCCUACACCCGCCAGUUUGCCACCUGGCCCACUGGUUUCUGCCAUCUGCCCGGUCCACAGGCGUCUGAAGUUUUAUCCUGGUAGGGAUGAGUAUUAUCCUGGUAGGGAUGAGUGGGAAGCCUGGGCUUCAAAAAGUUGGAGGGUCCAGAGCCUAGGGGAUCCAGGAUCAGAAAACAAGAUAUUUCAUGGACAUUAUUUUGGAUCCAUGAAUCAUGGUGAAAUGGGCGCUAAGGUUGACAAAAUUUGAAGCAGUCCCUUAAACUAUAAACCUGGGGGAGACGUGGGUGUCUGGACAAUGACAGGGACAGUGACAGGAAUUUGGGUCUCCAGCCUCUUCUGGGACCAAAAACCCAUUAGUUAUUUACCUUAACAACCAAAUCUCUUGAAAUAUAUCAUCAGUUCUCUUUUUUAGGGACCAAGGAGUAGGUAAUAAGAGGUCCUGCCUGAAUUCCCGAGGGGCUUUCUUGCCCUGCGCUCUAUGGCCUCGAAUCCUGGUGAGAGGGAAGCCACUUACAAUUGCCCAGCUCUGGCCAGGCUGGCCCAGUUUGAGACUGGAACUAGUAAGUCUGCCUGAGGUUGGGGGGUUGAGGAAAGCAUCGCCGAGGAACACUCGCAUUGGGGUGCCUGGGGUGGGGUUAUGGGAACUUCUCAUAUACUUGUACAUCAACAGAAUUUUUAAAGACGCAUUUGAAUUACUUUUCAGUCAACAAAAACUAUAGGGUUAUUUUCACGUAGGAGAGAAAUGGGAGACUUACAGAGCCAGGACUGCCUAGCCUGGAGGGGAGGUACUGGCCUUCAGCAGCGGCAUUUAAAAGCUCGCCACUAAGAAAUCCCUAGCACUGGCCCUAGAUUAGAAUUAUCAGUGACAUUUGCCUUAAUAGACCUGCACUGUAAUGAUCUGUGAUACUAUGUUGUGUUUGUAAAUCAGUUUGGCCGGAAAUGCCCCUGUGUGGUUCAGAUAGCUCUGCUGAGCACAGAGACAUGAUGGCAAGAGUUCACAUUGUCUCUAGGAAUUGUUCUGGCAUUCAGAUCACCGGAAAUGAUGCCAGCUGUCGGGUAUAUGAAGUAUUCGCAGUUCUAACACUGUUUCAUUUGAGAUCAGCAGCUGAAAAACCUGUGUGCUUUGAGGCGGUGGGGAACAUAAAUGUGAGAGCAAACGCCAUCUGUCUUGUUAGGGAGCUGAAUAAAAGCAAGAAGAAGCAGGUUCCUAUUGCCUGAGUCCGGGGGCUCAGAGCUCAUUGUGAUUUUAAUAAAGAAUUUACCCUCCGUC
Eubalaena glacialis (North Atlantic right whale) is the source of this 3905-nucleotide messenger RNA. It is a transcript of the gene GORASP2, whose product is annotated as golgi reassembly stacking protein 2. The transcript has 10 exons. Gene Ontology annotation, molecular function: protein binding. Gene Ontology annotation, biological process: Golgi organization. Gene Ontology annotation, cellular component: Golgi apparatus. Lineage: Eukaryota; Metazoa; Chordata; Mammalia; Artiodactyla; Balaenidae. The coding region runs from base 177 to 1256 and encodes 359 amino acids. The record is from RefSeq and is a predicted model, not a curated record.